AUGGGUGUGAUGAUUGAAUCUGUGUUGAGCUGGUUGACGCCUACUGUUAUCUUCUGCGUGUUGAAUGUCACGAUUGCUACUCUUUUCAUUACUUCCACCUUGAGAAAUGACAAGAAACAAGAGGCCGGUGAAGAUCAACUCCCUAGAACUCCAUCUUUGUUACAGCGUGUGAGUCCCUCUUUGCUUCAGCGUGUCCGUUCCAUCAAUUUCUCUUUCUCCUCCCAAAAACCCACCCCAUUUCCAUCUCUCGAUGAACAACCACAAGAUGCGGAAGAUUCGAAAUGUCACAUGACAAGAAGCAAAUCUGUCACGUGCGCUGAGGAGGGGAAUCGUAGUCGUGGUGGUGGAGGGAGGAAGUUGUUUGAAAAUGAGGACGAAGAUGCAGUUGAUAAAAAAGCAGAUGAUUUUAUAAAUAAGUUUAGGGAAGAAUUGAAGAUGCAAAGAGUUCAUUCUGUUUUAAAUAACAAGGAAAUGUUCAAUAGAGGAGUCUCCAUUUAG
Molecule: messenger RNA, 498 nt
Organism: Solanum verrucosum
Lineage: Eukaryota; Viridiplantae; Streptophyta; Magnoliopsida; Solanales; Solanaceae
Product: pathogen-associated molecular patterns-induced protein A70-like
Exons: 2
Coding region: 1-498 (165 amino acids)
Source: RefSeq, a predicted model, not a curated record